Messenger RNA from Xyrauchen texanus (razorback sucker), 8887 nucleotides. RefSeq names its product spectrin beta chain, non-erythrocytic 4-like. The coding region runs from base 323 to 4534 and encodes 1403 amino acids. NCBI's taxonomy places the organism in Eukaryota, Metazoa, Chordata, Actinopteri, Cypriniformes, Catostomidae. The transcript is spliced from 20 exons. Gene Ontology annotation, molecular function: phospholipid binding; actin filament binding. Gene Ontology annotation, cellular component: cortical actin cytoskeleton; cell projection; plasma membrane. Gene Ontology annotation, biological process: actin cytoskeleton organization. The record is from RefSeq and is a predicted model, not a curated record.
AAGACGCGCCGUUUUGGUACUCCUUUUGUCUUUUGUCGCUGGAGGAUUAUAAUACUGCAGAUGUUUUCAGGAAACAACUGGACUCAUAGAGACUGAAGAUUCUCUAGGAGACUGAACGCUUUGGUGUGCAUCUGUGUGUGCGUGCUGGUUGUUUUUUCUGAAAGCUGGACUGACGCACGGAUACUGCAGUAGAACUGCAGGGGCCUGGAUGCUAACGUGGAGGACAUGAGGACCCAGUGGAACUCCCGCCCCUGAGCUCCAAACCCCACUGCUACUGCUGCACAUUCUGCUGAGCUGAGCAGAGCUCUCAGAGGCCGAAAGGAUGCUGACAGCUCGUGAUGGAGCUCGAGAUGAAGCGCAGAAGCUGCACAGGAAAUGGAUGAAGCACCAGGCCUUCAUGGCCGAACUGGCCCGCAACAAAGAAUGGCUUGCCAAGAUCGAACAGGAGGGUGAGGAACUGGUCCAGGAACAGCCCGAGUUGCGAUCAGUGGUGGAGAUGAAGUUGAAGGAAAUCCGAGAGUGCUGGUCUCAUCUGGAGAACACCACCAAAGUCAAGGCUCGCCAGCUCUUCGAAACUCAGAAUAACCGGACUAGCAACCUGUCCACCAACAGCCUCAGUGACCUGGACCAGCAUCUCAACGUCAUACAGGAACAGCUGCCCAGACUGGGCUCCACCCACACCACUCAACCCACCCUCCUUCAGCCCCGCCCCACUUUUAGCCAACAACUACAGAAGAUACAAUCGAUGGAGGCCCAGAUGCAGCUUUAUCAUGGUGUUGGUGAAGUUAGGGGUGGGGCUUAUCAGCAAGGACCAGAGGAGGAGGAGCAAGGAGGAGUGGUGGAGACAAGAAUUGUGCGCCUUAUUGAGCCUCUGAAGGAGAGGAGGCGGAUCAUUCUUGCUUCCAAGGAAAUGCACCAAGUUACCCAAGACCUGGAGGAUGAAACUGUAUGGAUUCAAGAGCGGUUGCAUCUGGCCUCAUCUACUGAAUAUGGCAACAAUCUGCAGAGUGUCCAAGAGUUAAUACAAAAUCAUGAGGCUCUACAAAUUGAGAUGAAAGCUCGAAGGGGGCGUGUCGAGGAGGUGCUGGAGAGGGCGGAAGCUGUCGCUGCCCUGCGGACCCCUGAGGUGGAGCUUGUUCGGGAGGGGGCUGGGCAUGUGAGGCAGCUGUGGGAGGUGCUCCAGGUAGAGAUGGAACGUCGCACAGUGAUGCUGGAAGCUGUAAGCCACGCCCAGCAGUACUACACCCACGCAGCGAAGGUGGAGUCUUGGCUCAGUGGGCAGAAGCUUCAGGUCCUAAAUGAGGAGAAAGGAAAUGAUGAGGCAAGCACUCUUAGGUUACUGAAGGAACAGUUGGCCUUAGAGCAGACAGUGGAGAAUUAUGUAGAGACAGUGGGCUCACUGUCUCAGCAGUGCCGUCGCAUGCUUGAGUUAGGACAUCCCGACAGUGAACAGAUCACCAAACAGCAAGCUCAUAUAGACCGGCUAUAUGUGUCUCUGAAAGAUCUUGUGGAGCAGAGGAAGACAAAGUUGGAGCAGCAGUACUGGUUAUAUCAGCUGAAACGAGAGGUGGAGGCACUGGAGAAAUGGAUCUCUGAGCGAGAGGCUGUUGCCAGCUCCACUGAGCUCGGCCGGGACCUGGAGCAUGUCACGGCUCUGCAGGGGAGCUUCACUAAAUUCUCUUCUGAGACGCGUUCAGUGGGCCAGAAGCAGAUGGACUCCGUCAAUAAGAUGGUGAAUGAGAUGAUUGACUGCAGUCACUCUGAUGCUGCCACCAUUGCAGAGUGGAAGGACGGACUGAAUGAGUCCUGGGCAGAUCUUCUGGAGCUCAUGGAAACCAGAGCUCAGAUGCUGGCUGCCUCGUACCAGCUGUACAAGUUCUUCACCGACUGUCAGGAGGUGAUGGUCCAAAUUGAGGGAAAGAUGAGACAGCUGCCAGAGGUAAGGUCCUGUCAAGUGAGCUCUGCCAACCCUGGCACACUUCAGAGACACCUACAUGCUUUUGAGCACUCACUGCAGCUUCUGGUCUCACAGGUGCGCCAGCUGCAGGAAAAUGCAGCUCAGCUGCGGGCAAUAUAUGCCGGGGAGAAAGCAGAUGCCAUUUUUAGCCGUGAGCAGGUGGUGAUGCAGGCCUGGAACGAGCUCCUGGUUUCCUGUGAGGGAAGUCGUGUGCAGAUCACCACAGUAACUGAUAAGAUCCAGUUCUUCGCUGUGGUACGGGAACUGAGCAUGUGGAUGGAUGGAAUCAUGGGACAGAUUGGCUUCACGGAUGACGCCAGGGACCUCUCUGUGCUGGAGGGGAUGAUGUCUCAGCAUCAGAGUCUGAAGAGUAAGAUGGAUAACAAGAGCAAGAACUUCAUGCAUUGCGUGGAGAUGGGAAAGAUGCUACUCGCUGCACGCAACCCUGCAGCUGAAGAGGUAAAGGAAAAGCUGGAGUAUGUCAUUGCAAAGCAGAAAGACCUUAAUGAGCGAUGGGAACUGCACUGGGAGAAGCUUCAGCAGGCCCAGCAGAGACUUCAGUCUAACCAGCUAGGAUUGGUGGAUCAGUCGUGGCACACAGUGAAAGAGCCAAUCACUCCAAACACUCGUGAAAUAGGGGGCGGAACUGACGAGGUAGAGGAGCUGAUUCGCCGGCACGAAGCAUUCCGUAAGGCUGCGGCCACGUGGAAGGACCAUUUCAGCUCAUUACGACAGGCAGAAAAGAUGAAGGAGGAACAGAACAAGCCUACUACUUCCUCUCUCCUCAGCAGACAGAUGUUCCCUCUCUCAUGUCUUGUGCACAGCUCCUCCUCCUCUUCUUCGUCCUCAUCUCUCUUUCGUAACCCUCUUCAAGACUCGAUUCUGGAGUCCAAGCCCAGUGCAGACCUCAAACACCCAACAGAACACACUUUGGUACACACACUCACUCAGCGGCUUGGGUCCACUCUGAACCCCUACACACCAGUCAUGAAUGGCUCCUCCUACCAGGGGCUGAACCAGUCGCCAACGGUAAUGGGAGAGGGUUUUUCCUACCAUGGGCUAAAACAACAGGGAGUUUCAGGGUUGGAUCAUUCCAACUAUCAGGGGUUAAACCAACAAGUUGGUGUCUUGGGGGCAAAUAGCUCAAGCUACACUGGAUUAAACCAACAGGGUGUUUUAGGAGAAAACAGCUCAAGCUACCACAGCCUGAACCAUUUAGGUGCUGUGGGCGUGGUAGAGCCCAAAUCGGGGUAUGCUUGGCAGCACCUGAAAGCUGACUGCCUGCAGCCCAAAAUCAACCACAUCCACAAAGCUGUUCCACCUUUACUGGAGGCACACCGAGCUCAACUUGCCAGUGGCAUAGCAAAUGUGCCAGCUCCUCCUAUGGGCAUGGACCCCUCCCUGGAGAUGAUCCACAGCCGUUUACAGAGAGACCCCCGAGGGAGCCGCUCAGACCCACAGAUGGAUCAUCUGCGGCGGGAGAGAGAGUACCGGCUUGGCCGUCAGACUUCCAGUGAACAGGAGAUCCAGGCGAGACUUAAUGAGCUCCCGCUCAUCGUUAGGCAGGAGCGUUACCGCAGAAGAAUGGAGAGACAGUCAUCCAGUGAGCAGGAGGGCAGCGGAAAACAUAGAGUGCAAAAACAUGACUCUAGUGAUGCAGAGUCUGGAAGAGAGCCAUCCGACAAGAGACAAUCCAGUGAGAAGCGUUCCACUAUGGCUGAGAUUGUUGAACAAGCGCAAGAGAAAGAAGCUUGCCAAGCAAGGGGAGAGGUGUACCGGCCAUCCAGUAGUCUCUCUGCACCAGUGAGUCGUCUGGAUCGCCCCCGGGCUCGUGAUCGCCCCAAACCAAGACGAAGACCUCGUCCAAAAGAACCUGAGGAGCCACGGAGGUCUCGUUCUGCACCUGCCCAGAGUGUCACACCACAACCUCCUACACAUACCGUCCAUCACGAGGGCUUCCUCUACCGCAAACAUGAAGAGGAGGGGAAAGAGAGGAGCCCAAACAGUAAAUCGUGGGUUAAUCUGUUCUGCGUGCUCAAACAAGGAGAGAUUGGUUUCUACAAGGAUGCACGACACAGAACCACACCCUAUAAUGAUGAACCUCUUCUCAACCUUGCCAUCUGCACCUUUGACACUACCAAUGGAUACAAAAAGAAGAAGAAUGUAUUCAUUCUCAGGAACUCUGCUGAAGGGGACUACAUCUUCCUGGCUAAGGAUGAGGAGGAUCUAAAGGGUUGGGUCAACAAUAUUAAUGCUAGCCUAAAAGAGAUAGAAGAAAUUGCCAAGUGGGAAAAAGCCACAAAUUCUUCCACAGACCCUGACAAAUCAGAGCGCAAGGAGCGUUCAGAAGGGGCGGAGCCAUUCGAGGGAGCUGAGAGAUCAGAGAGGUCAGAGAAGUCUGAGCGUUCAGACCGAUCAGAUAAAAUAGAGGCAUCGGACAAAAGCUCAGAAAAGAGGGACAUAUCUGAGAAAGAGAGGGGGGAGAGAGGUGAACGAGGGGAGAGAGAGAGGAGGGAAAAAGGAGACCGGGUUUCCAGGGGUUCCAGAGGUUCCAGCACUUCGGGAACAAGCAAAUGACUCAUCUCUUGUUUAUUUACCCAUUCAUCCAUCCUAGCCAUCUUUCUAGAAAGAACUGUUGCUCUGUUUGUCCUGACAGCCUGAUUUUUGGACAGACAUAAUUGAUUAUGUCCCGUGAAAUAUUUGUUGAUGUGUGUGUGUGUGCCAAUGUGUUGAAAGUCUAUGUAAGAAUAUGUUGACAGUAUAUGAAAGUAUUCCAGCAUCAGAGGGCCUGUUGAGCUGCCCAGCUUGAUUCUUACAGAAAAGGCACUUUAGACUAUCGAGGAUGAAUAUAGCCCUUAAUAUUUUAGAAGCAAUAUACAGUAUGUAGUAACGGAUACUGCUUGUUCCAGCUGUUCUGUUCCUCCAAGCGUGUGCAAGAGAGAGAAAGUGAUAGUGUUUUCUGAGAGAGAAAUCGGUGGUGCGGUAGUUGAUUAUGUUUCUCUGAAUGACAUCCUUACACACCCCAACUCAGACAUUGCCUGUGUUCGGAAUAGCAUAUUAACAUACUACUCAUACUAUUGCUCCUGUACACAGUAUGUAUACUCUGUAUAGUAUGCUGAUUUUCUGUAUGCAUAGAAUACCCAGAUGACCAACUACAUUUGCCAAAAUGUGAAGUAUACAAAAGAGCAUACUACAAGGAAUACUGUAGCCCACAAUCAUUCUUCAAAUUGUCACAGAGCUCUUGUGGGGCCCCCUUAAAACCCACCCCUCUUCACUGUACUACAUUAAUAAAAUAUACUAAUGUACUAUGUACAUUAAAGUGAUAGUUCACCCAAAAAUGAAAAUUCUCCCAUUAUUUACUCACCUUCCUGCCAUUCCAGAUGUGUAAGGCUUUCUUUCUUCUGCAGAACAAAAACAAUAAUUUUUUAAAUAAUAUCUCAGCUCUGUUGGUCCACACAAUACUCCAGUGGUUUAAUCCAUAUCUUUAGAAACUAUAUGAUAGGCAUGUGUGAGAAACAGAUCAAUAUUUAAGUCCUUUUGUUUUUUUACUAUAAAUGCUCCUCCCUGCCCAGUAGGUGACAAUAUACUAAAAGAAUAUGAAUCGCCAAAAACAUAAAACGGAUGUAGUAAAAAGGUAUUAAAUAUAUAUCUGUUUCUCACCCACACCUAUCACAUCACUUCUGAAUAUGUGGAAACACUGGAAACAUGUGGAUUGCUUUUAUGCUGUCUUUUUGCGGUUUAUGGAUCUUCAAUGUUCUGACCACCUUUCACUUGGAUUGUAUGGACCUACAGAGUGGAGAUAUUUUUAAAAAAAUCUUUGUGUUCAGCAGGAGAAAGAAAGUCAAACACAUCUGGGAUGGCAGUUCAUGGAAAAGAAGAGUAAAUUAUAAUUUUUGGGUGAACUAUCCCUUAAAAGAUGACGGUAUUGAGGUGAGGGAGAAAAGAGUUCAGGGCUGCAGAAAAAAUGCUGAUUGCCACAAAAACAGUGGACUAUCUACCCCAUUUGAACUGAAUAAUUACGUCAGACGCACUCUGACUUAAUAGGAUUCCUCAAGAAUUCCUACUGUAUAGUACCACAAAUUCACAUAUAAUUCCAUAUCAAAUUUGUCAUUUUGAUAGAUCCUCAUUCAAAUAUAUAUUCCUUCACAAAAGAGCAUGUGGUCAAACUUGAGUGUGUUUAGAAUUUUCAGAUGAAAAAAUCUAACUUUGAUUACUUAUGAAAACAGUAUGAUAACAAUAAAAUAAUGGAGAAUAUAGCAUUGAGUUUUAUGUUUGUAGUGUUCUAGUUUCAAUGAAACGAAAGGGCGUUAUGGGGGGUCUGGGACCCCCCUCCCCUCAAUUUGAACACUGCCCACAAUCCAAUUUAACCAACUACACUGUCUGUUUCCAUGUGAUGAAUGAACCAUAAUUACAACUGCGAUUUUUAAGAUCUCUAUUUUGAUUCUUAAUUUGAUUGGACUGCCAAAAGUCAGGGCAUUGUUUCUUAAAAUUGAAAAAUAUCCAUAUUUAUUUCAAAAAUAAGUAGUAUUAAGCUAAUAUUCCAUUCCGAACAUUGACGUUUACACAUGCAUACACAUACGCAGAGUACAUUAAGAUUAAAUGUUACCUGCGGCCAUUCUCCCACCCGAGGCUAUACAUGUCUUCCAUCUGCUGCUUAUAAUAAUGGUUUUAAUCAUGUGAGAUGCUUCACAGAGCUGAAGUAAGCGUCAUUCAGUCCAAACUACACUCUAAAAGCGCCAUCAUGAAGAUUUUUAAUCACAAUCCAUUAAUAUAAUGUUUAAUGAUUGUGUGGCUGUGUGUGCGUGCGUGUGUGUGUGUGUGUAUGUGUGUAUGUGUAUGAAUACAGCUCCAUUCAGAAGAGGCUCAAAUGUAUUAUGUAUAAUCUUAUUGAUCAUAUUUAUGAAGAUAUUGCGAUACAAAUUUAAAGUGCAAGGUUCUCUUUAUUCUUUGCUAAACUGAGAAUUAUGAUCAGCCACCCCGUAGGUGUACAAAUAUGCUGCUUUUUAUCAUCUGUGGCCCUUACAUCAUCCUUUGAUUGUAAAAUGAUUAGUACACAUAAACUAGGGUGUCUGUGACAUUGUCAUGCUAAGAAAAAGAUUGUAUAUAUAUAUAGUAUAUAUACAAAUAUAUAUAUAUAUUUGUAUAUAUACUAGUAAACAAAAUUUUAUUCUAUGAGCUACAGCGACUAAUUACAAAAAAAAAACUACAAAAAAACAAACAAACAGCUGUUGCGAUUACUAGGAGAUGGAUGACGAUUUUCCCCCAAACUAGUUAUUUAUAUAUGUACAAGAUUGUUUACAGGGUUAUGAAAUAAAAAUAGCAAAAUAAACAGGAAUCGUUAAACUAAAUAAAUUCAAUUUGUCUGUUUUUUUAUUUUUAUUUGAACUGAUAGUCCUAUGGCUUUAAGUUGUUAAUCGCUUUUUUGAGGUCAAGCUUUUCCUCUCUGUCUCCGUUUUUUUAUACAACUUUCUUCACCGGUCGUUGCCGAGUUCAAAAUCUGACUGGCCCCAUUGUCUAUGCAACAGCAAAUGUCAGCAUUAUAUUCAAACUAAGACCCAUUUCUAGUAUUGAACCUUGUAGAGUCAUUAGCAAACAUCGGGGAUCAUAUUCAUAAUGCCACCUAGACCAACACUGUGUGUACAAACCUCCACUUGAAAAAACAACAACUUUAGGACUCGUCUAAUGGAUUGUGUUUUAUGUUUAUAGAGAAUCUGUGUGAGAGAGACGUUAUGCCAAUAGUACAGAUUUCCAAUGAAAUCCUUAUCAAUUGAAGACUUGUCCAUGUCCUUCAGAGGCUGAUCCAGGUUCAGGAGAUUUAGCAGCAUUCAUACACACAAUUUCCUACUGUCACAUGACACAAAAUUGAAACACAAACAUGAUCCCUCAGCCAAUCACACAACAGAAAACACACACCCCCAUAUGCCCCAAAUUACUCCUUUUCUCACAUCAGUCCUGUUCAGGCCUAGUUAGUACUUUAGGGUGAGCUAGACCUAGUAUGGAGUCAAAUUCAUAUCAAAUUAGAAAAGGUGUAAGACAUGCUUUAAUCAUAAUUCCAUAAAAAACAGCAGAUAAUUAGAUAUUUUGUGACCAUUGUUUCUGAUAAAUGUGACUAAGAAUGAAUGUAUGUUUGUUAACACUGUUUUUGUCUCUGUCUCAUCUCUGCUGAAGCAACCCCAACAACAAAUUUACAAAAAGACUCAUUUGACUUUUUGGACUUUUACUUAUCCAUCAUUUGUUUAUCUGCCAGUAAAAAGCACAAUUUCACACAAAACAAAGCAACGAGUAUUAGAAAUGACACUGGAUGCCGAGUUUUAAACCAUGAUCCCUGCAUUUCUAAAAGCUGCCACACGAGGUCAGUGUUGUGAAGGCUGUGCGGCACUUUGUUUCCUCUGUGCUACAAAAGCCAACUCGAGAUUAUCUUUUCUUUGAACUCCUCACCUGAAAUUAUUUUUACCCAGAAAAUUUGACUGACGUACUCACUAGAUGAACUCCAUAUUUGUCUGUGAUUUUUGGACCUGUUAGUCAAUUUUCUUCUGUUAAACCUUGCAUUAUUUCAUUACCUGUGCCACUUGUCAUCUUCCCAACUUGACCUCACAAGUAAAUAUUUAUUUAUUUAUCUAUUUAUCUAUUUAUGAAAGAAAGUAAAAAGCCCUAAAAUAAUGGAGAGUGUGGUUUUUCCUCCUUUAUCCGACCAAGUCAGUUGUUUCACACAAACUAAAGAAAAACACUAUCCAGUUGCAUGAAAGAGAAUAUAGAGGUGAUUUCUAUGCAACAGCUGUGCAUGUUUAUCAAAAGGGUUUCAACCUUCAGCAAAGCACUGGGUUUGGGUCAUGAUGAUGAUGAUGAUGGAGAAAUGAAUGAGCAGAUCACUUGUAUAGCUAAAAUGAGACAUUAAAUCAUUAUGUACUGAUAUCUGCACUUAUUCAUAAA